ACUCCAACAAGAUUGUGAAAAGCUCAAUUGGUUCAUUCGACGGCAAAGAGGCAGCGAGCUCCGAUGGCGACCGGCAACCGACCUCACGUGCUGGCCGUUCCGCUCCCCGCACAAGGGCACGUGAAGCCGCUCAUGUCUCUGUGCCGCCAAAUAGCCAAACACGGCAUUAAGGUCACCUUCGUUAACGCCCAAUCCAUCCACGACAAACUACUACUUUCCGCAUCUGAAGAUGAUUCCGACAACAACAUAGUUAUGGCAACAGUCCCCGACGGCCUAACUCCGGAGGACGAUCCAGACAACCCCUUCACGCUGUUCGAAACUCUGCCGAAGACAAUGCCGCAAACCUUGAAAGAUUUGAUCGAGACGAUCAACAGCUCCAACCCGAAUGAGAAGGUCACUUGUGUCCUUGCCGACCUCUCGUUUUCGUGGGUUUUCGACGUUGCUGAAAAGACGGGAGCUGAGCCGGUGGGUUUCUCGCCGCCCUCCGCCGCCUGCUUGGCCAUGUUGUUUCACACUCUCAAGUUGUUCGAGCAAGGAGAUCUCGAUUCAAACGGGUCAAUGAAGAACGGGGAUGUAAUUUCCCUGUCCGACGAUAUACCCUCUUGGACAAAAGACGAGCUUUCGUGGCAUGUUCCGCGGCCCGGUGACACGAAAGCCCAAAAGCUCUUCUUCGAACUCGUAAAAGGAUACAAAGAUGCUACUAAAGCUAAGUGGUGGCUUUGCAACACUUGCUAUGAACUCGAACCUGCAGCCGCUCAGUUACUUCCUAAUGCAUUCCCAAUCGGGCCGGUAAAUUUACUCAACUCAGACAAUUCAACACCUACCAAUUUCUAUUCCGAAGAUUCGUCCUGUUUAAGAUGGUUGGACACCAAACCGGUUGGAUCGGUUGUGUAUGUUUCAUUUGGAAGUUCGGCAUUUUUCUCACAGCAACAGCUGGAUGAGUUGGCUCUUGGCCUUGAGCUAUCAGGCCGGCCCUUCCUGUGGGUUGUGAGGCCGGACCUUGCCAACGGGUCACCAGUUGUGUACCCUGAUGGGUUCUUAGACAGAGUCGGUGAGGUCGGGAAGAUUGUAGGUUGGGCGCCACAAGAUAGGGUUCUUUCGCAUCCAUCAAUUGCCUGCUUUCUGUCGCACUGUGGAUGGAAUUCGACUAUGGAAGGAACGAGUAGAGGGGUCCCUUUUCUAUGUUGGUCUUAUUUCACGGACCAAUAUCAUAAUGAAAGGUACAUUUGUGAUGUGUGGGAGAAUGGAUUGAAAAUUGAAUUUGAUGAAGAGGGGAUUAGAUCAAGGCAUGAAAUCAAGAAGAAAAUCAGUAUGUUGUUUUCUGAUAAUAAAUUUAAGGAAAAUACAGUGAAGCUCAAGGAAAAGUGUUGCAAGAGCAUUGGUGAGGGAGGGUCGUCUUAUAAGAAUUUGGAGAAAUUUAUUGAUCAUCUUAGAAGAUGAAAGAUGAUAUAAUCUGAAUUUGGAUGUUGAAUCUCCAAUUUUAUUUAUUUUUGGCUUGGUAAUGAUUUCA
Molecule: messenger RNA, 1510 nt
Organism: Salvia hispanica
Lineage: Eukaryota; Viridiplantae; Streptophyta; Magnoliopsida; Lamiales; Lamiaceae
Product: UDP-glycosyltransferase 83A1-like
Molecular function (GO): quercetin 3-O-glucosyltransferase activity; quercetin 7-O-glucosyltransferase activity
Source: RefSeq, a predicted model, not a curated record